Molecule: messenger RNA, 1339 nt
Organism: Penaeus indicus
Lineage: Eukaryota; Metazoa; Arthropoda; Malacostraca; Decapoda; Penaeidae
Exons: 7
Coding region: 101-1339 (412 amino acids)
Source: RefSeq, a predicted model, not a curated record
CUCGGGCCCUCAGUGUGCCGCGCGCCUCGGGAGCGAGCGGUUGUACAGUGCGUGUGACGUGUAGUAUUGAUCGUGAGUGAUGGUGGUGUCCCUGUAACAUAUGGUAGCUCUGUCCUCUUCUACCGUGGCCAAGGGCGGCAUGAGCAUGGUGGCGUGGGCACUGUGGGGCCUGGUCCUAGUUCAGAGCCUCGCCCACGCCAGCUCGAGGCCCAGCGAGAAAUAUGGAGACGUGAGCGGGGAUGAGGUGGUGAUCGACCAGCUGGAGGAUUUCUUGAGGUCCCACACGCGCCACCUGGUGGAACCUGAUCCACGCCUGCUUCCUCCUGCUGCCCCGCCCUUGCCCUACAAGCACCUCGUCCCGAACAUCAACGAGAAGAUCCGGUUCGGCGUCGGGCCGAGGGACCCGCGGUUCUACCUCCCCUCGAACCUCCCUGAACCCGCUGCGCCCGAGCAGGACCGCUUCCAGGACUUCCCGCAGGACAUCGCCCUCCUCAACUCGCGCCUGCCGCAGCACCACCAGCGUCCUGCGUACCGCGAGGAGGUCCUGCAAUACCAGGAGGAUGUGGACGAGCAGUAUCCCAACCAGUACCAGCAGGUUGGCGAGGAACGGUACCCCAGCGUCCAGUACCAGGACUACGCCAACCUUGGGAUUCCUGUGGCGGCGCUGGACCGUCUGCAGGCCAUGAGGGAGAUGGCGGGCGUCCCCGCGGACCCUCGCAGGAUGGGAUUGCAGGAGCUGGAGGCGCAGGAGGAGGAGGAGAGGGAGGAGCGGGGGCGAGAGGAGGAUAAGAGGGAGAUGGUGAUGGAAGCAGCUAAGUCCGGAGGAGGAGGAGGCGGUGGAGGAGAGGCGCCGAAGGAAGGCGCCAAGGAGGAGAAGGAUAAGAAGACGGGGGGUAAAGCAGCAACAUCGCAGCCUGAGGAGGUGAACUACCUGAACCGUUCGCCAAGCCACGUUCAGCAGGGCGACCCCGUCUACCAACACCAUAAAGCCUCGAGGCAAGAUAGUCUCGAUGGAGUGUACUUCGUAGCAAUCGUAGCUGGAUGCACGGCUGUAGCUGUGUUUGGUGUCAUUAGUGCUGGAAUCUGCUGGUACAGAUAUCCUACGCUGAAAAAAACGCAGCUAGGAAUUGUUCAUAUUGUACCUGUUAUUCACGUUAUGAAAAGAACAAUAGCAAUAGCGAGAACUGAAACCAGGAACAACCAUUACGCCUUUGAAAAUAGCUCCAUUGUUCUAUCGCAUGGGAAAGAAACGCAGACGGUCACAUCACAAGAACACAAAUGGCAGAAUGCAAAUGGCCUUGGCAAAGAGAAAGGAAGUGGCAAAUAUGAGAGGAAAUAA